CAUUCCACUUAAUCUGUGCAGUAUCAUUGUGCUUUACACCUACAGCACAGACUGACAUGAUGGAGAAACUUAAACUGCUCUAUUUUCUGCUUGGUGUAAUAGGACCUGGUGGAGGCACUGUUUUGCUGGUUGGAUUACCUAAUUCAGCCAGUGUGAUGGAAAACCAGUCAGCUGGUACCAGCAUCUUCUCAUUCUCUGUGUCCACCAACUCCACCAUAUCAUCUGGAUUCCCUUACAUUAUCAACACAAGUCCUCUCACCAAGGCUUUUCGAAUUGACUACAUUGGAACUUCUUAUAAUGUGGCUUUAACAGGAAGCCCAUUGCUUGAUUUUGAAACUACGCCCAACAGUUUUAAUUUGCAGAUUUAUGUGGAAGACUCAACAGGUGCAACUGAUCUCCAAAUCUUAACAGUACAGCUCACUAACGUCAAUGAGCCUCCAAUGUUUCUGGACAAUUUGGCGAAUCAAGAUGUGUCCCUCUACAUCAUAGAAGGCAAUUCACCCGGCGCUAUUUACCAAGUUUUAGCAUCUGACCGUGAAAGUGCAACAAAUACUCUAAGGUACUCAUUGGUUCCUGCCUCAGCGCCAUUUUCUAUUAAUACUGGAACGAUUUCUUCAACAAAAGUGUUUGAUUAUGAGACUGAUCCACACAGUUACUCAUUGAUUGUGACAGUGACGGACCCACAAGGAUUAUCUGUUAAUGGAAGUAUUACAGUCUAUAUAACAAACAUUAAUGAUGAAACACCAUACUUCACCACAACAACUCUGACAUACUUGAUUCCAGAGGAACAGAUACCAGGAACUACUGUUGCAAAUAUAACUGCAGUGGAUCCUGAUGCUGACAACUUCAUUAAUACGCUCCUGUAUAGCAUCAAUACACCUACUGAGUAUUUCACAAUAGAUCAGUUGACAGGUGGGAUCCAAAUUGCAAAGACAAUAGACCGUGAAGCUGAUCCAUUCAGGCUGCAUCCGAACAUAGUUCUAGAAGUCAUGGUGAAAGACAGACCAAGUGGUGGACAGGCAAACAGCACCUUUAUAACUUUCAUUAUACAAGAUAUUAAUGAUAACCCACCUAUGUGCCAACAGUAUGCCUUCAGGAAAUUAGUACCUGAAACUGAAACAACUGGAACACUUAUCAUCGAUCUCACAAAUUUCUGCUCUGACAUUGAUGUGGAUUCACCGUACAAUCUGUUCAACUUUACUGGUCUAUCUGGACUUGGCAGCAGUGAACGAUUUCAGCUUAGCCCAUCUGGGAGUGGGAAAAUAGUGCUAAUCGGUAAUCUGGACUUUGAAGACCCAAACAAUAUAGCGGUUGGCAACGAAUACAGCUUGACAGUGGCAGUGCAGGACAUUGCAGCUCAAUACUUCAAAAAAUAUCUUUAUGUUUAUGUAAAGACAUCACCAGUCAAUGAAUUUCCUCCAGUCUUCAACAGUUCUUCAUAUGUAUUCAACAUUUCAGAACUUUCCCCAGCUACAACAAAGGUUGGUCAGGUAUAUGCUACAGACAAAGACUACCCCUACAUUGGGAUCACGUACUCAAUCGUGGCCGGUGGAAGCACUUUUGGUUCUUCAGACAUAUUUUGGAUGGAUCCCAACACAGGGAAUUUGCAACUUGCUACUAAGGCAGACUAUGAAAUUACAUCCAAAUACAUAAUUACAGUACAAGCCGAAGACUCUGAAUCAAAAUUUUCUACAGCGUCGGUUACUGUCAACAUUUUGGAAGCUAAUGAUGAAAAACCCAUCUGUGUACCAAAUUCAUAUACUUUGUCUAUCCCUGUGGAUCAAGCAAUAGGAACAAACAUUCAGAAUUUCAAACUUACAUGUACAGAUCGCGAUUCAGGUCCCAACUCAUUCCGCUACUUCAUCAAUUCAGGAAACAUAAAUAAUCACUUUGCAUUCACGCCUACCUCUGGUUCCAACAUCACAAACCUGGUUCUUGCUGUCCCUUUUGACUACUCAAGUGGUUAUGACACUACCUGGAACUAUAACCUCAGGGUUUAUAUAACUGAUGACAAUAUAAUAUCUGCCUCUGGAGGAUCCAAAGGGGUGGUUCAGACAGGGACUGUCUCUUUAAAUAUAAAAGUUUACAUUCCUGGACUCACCACUAUCAAGACAACCACCACACCUGAGGUAAUAUAUCAAAGCAAAACAGAAAAUUCAUAUUCUGCAGUUGCUUGGUAUAUACCAUUCGUCAUCACUCUUGGCUCUGUGAUUCUGCUUGGUCUACUGGGAUAUCUGACAUACCUUUUUGCAAAACACUGUCCCUGUAGAUCCAGUCCCAAACCAGACAAAGAACUUCUAAUAAAACCAGCAGAAAAGACAAAAAUUAAGCAUGAUGUGUUUUGGGAAAUGACCAAGAUAAACACAGUCUUUGAUGGGGAAGCACAGGAUCCAAUUACAGGAAAAAUUUAUGAAUACAAUUCAAAAUCUGGAGCCAGAAGAUGGAAGGACACUCAGCUACCUGUCGAGUCAGAGCAAAUAUUACCACAACCAGCAAUGAAUCCGAAUGUCCUGCCUACAGAAAAAGAUCAACACAUGAUGCCAAAAGGUACUCCGAACAAGAGAGAGAAAACACCAAUUGGUGCAGAAAAUGGAGGAAAUCAGACCAAUCCCUCUAAACCUGCCACGCCAAACAGGCUUCAAACAGCUAAUCAAACAUCACCCAAACUGGAACCUGGAAAGCAAAGCCCCAUAAAGCGGGCACACUCACCAUUAUCACCAAGAUUGUCUCCAAAAGUAGCCCCCAAAACACCAAUAGGUCCCACAUAAUAUGGUUUAAGCCUUGUGGGUAACUGUAUACCUGCCUAACUUGCACAAAUAACAGCAUUAUGAGUGCAUUGGAGCGGAGUGCAUCAGAUGUGGCUAACAGGAAAACUAUUUUUUUAGAUUAACAACUGUGUACUGUUUGUUAACCAUUUGGUCCUUAAAAGCCUCCACAGAAACAUGUAUUUUUGUAUUUAUAUAACUAUUUAAUGGAGUAAACACUUGUUUAUUAGUUUGAUAAUUAAAUUAACAAGAAUGAAUAAAUAUAUUUUAUGCAUAAAAAUGCUAUAACGUUUCAGGAAAUGUUUACAUAUUCUGUGUUAUUUCUAAGUCCUGAUUUACCUUGAACAUUGCAAUGCAAUUUGUGGGAUGGAAUUGUGGGAUCAAGUGUGUGUAGUUUGAAUGCAGAUGCUCAAACUAGUACUUGUUUCCAUGUUAUAUUUCUAUCAACCAUGUUUGCCGGAUAAUCAUUCCUCUUAUCUCCAAAAGCAAGCUCUUCAUCACUUCAUUAAAAUCCGAUUUAAAUAGGGCCAAUGAGAUAUUGUGAUCUGUGGAUGUGCAUGGCUUACGCAGGCUAGGGCUAGUAAACAGAAGAACCAUUCUGCCCAUCUUGUCUGCCCAUUUUUCCUAACGUAACGACCUUAAUCAGUCCUUGGUCUUGUCGGAGCUUGCUCUACCAUGAAGCACCUCGCCUUACAUACAUAGCUAUAAAUGUGAUGGGAAUGUCUUAUUAUCAUAAAGCCUAAUAAACAAAUGCAGUUGUAUUGUGUUUCAGAGUUGAUAACUGUUCAUUUAGGGUGCUCAAACUUAAUCCACUCCCUAUGUAGUUGUUAAUCGCAAGGUACAGCUUUAAGAUUUUGCUGAUUGCUUUAGUGUUUGUUUGCUUAUACUUCAAUGUCUUAUUUCUUAUUGUUAAGAUACAAAAAUAAAUAUUAGCUGUCUUUACAAAACUCCAUGUGUGUUUACAAUAAAAAGGGUAUCUAUUUACCGAUCUUUUGAAAAUGCA
Messenger RNA from Spea bombifrons (plains spadefoot toad), 3768 nucleotides. It is a transcript of the gene CDHR3, whose product is annotated as cadherin related family member 3. Lineage: Eukaryota; Metazoa; Chordata; Amphibia; Anura; Pelobatidae. The record is from RefSeq and is a predicted model, not a curated record. The transcript is spliced from 19 exons. The coding region runs from base 57 to 2768 and encodes 903 amino acids. Gene Ontology annotation, cellular component: membrane; catenin complex. Gene Ontology annotation, biological process: homophilic cell-cell adhesion. Gene Ontology annotation, molecular function: cadherin binding; calcium ion binding.